AUGCCCUCCACAGCAGACCUCGAGGAUACAAAGCGUCGCAUCAAAUACGGCGAGGGUGUAUACCACUUCGCCGUUGCGGGUACCGCUAGUAGCAAGAAAACAUCCCUCAUCAACGCUCUGCGCGGAUUGCGAAACCGCGAUGAUGGUGCAACUUCUGCAACGGGGAUCAAGACCACCCUCCGCGAAACGCAGUUCCCCGACUCAGACCCGAGGAAUCCCUUUGUCUGGUACGACAUUCCAGACGCGGCCACGCUUCAAGUCCGUGACUGGCAAUACUUCAACGACCAAGGCCUUUAUGUUUUCGACGCUCUCAUUGUCCUCAUCGACAAUUGCUUCACUAAGACCGACAUUGCCGUCAUCCGCAACGCAAGCCUGUUCAAUAUCCCUUGCUACAUUGUUCACUCCGAAGCGGACCAGCGUAUCCGGGAGAUAAUGAGUGAUAACGGCUACGAUAGCGACAGCGAAGCGAAGACGCUCUCGACUCUCGAGCGUGCCGCCAGAGAUCAAUUCGUUACCGCAAUGAGGGAGAGUACACAGGAGAACUUGCGCGCGGCUGGCUUGCCCGAGCAGCGUGUGUACAUUGUGUCGAGUUUAACACUGCUCAGCGCCAUCACGGGAAACGUUACGAGCACCGAGAUGGGGGAGAUGAUCGACGAAUUUGACUUCUUGACGGAGUUGUUCAGCAAAGCGCAGGAGCGUAGACCCGGAGGAAAGACAGAUAGCAAAGGCUCUUUCUAG
Molecule: messenger RNA, 738 nt
Organism: Coniophora puteana RWD-64-598 SS2
Lineage: Eukaryota; Fungi; Basidiomycota; Agaricomycetes; Boletales; Coniophoraceae
Exons: 1
Coding region: 1-738 (245 amino acids)
Cellular component (GO): membrane
Molecular function (GO): GTP binding
Source: RefSeq, a predicted model, not a curated record